Molecule: messenger RNA, 952 nt
Organism: Solenopsis invicta (red fire ant)
Lineage: Eukaryota; Metazoa; Arthropoda; Insecta; Hymenoptera; Formicidae
Exons: 4
Coding region: 73-528 (151 amino acids)
Source: RefSeq, a predicted model, not a curated record
CAACACUUUGACGAAUGUAAUCGUUCAAGUUUCAAUAGAAAUUAUUAAUUAUGAACAAAAUGAUUCAAUAAAAUGAAAAUGGGUGCCAUAUUACCCUCUUCUCCUCUAUUAUAUGACGAUGAAAUCCCAGUCAUGAACUUUGACCCGAUGUCUUUAACGGAUGAUAUUAAAGGUUUAAUAAACAGAGGGUUCCGUAGCCAAAGCGUACAACUAACCAAAAUAAGUACACAGUUAGAGAAAAUUUAUAAUAUUUUGCAAGAAAAAAAAAUAGGCAACUUCUCCGAGAUCUGUAAUACUGGAAAUUUUACGAAAAAGUACCAAAUAGAUUUACCAUUUAAAAAUUUAGAAGAUUUCCAGAAUUUUGACAGCAAAUUGAAAACGGAUACAAAAUUUCAAGAAGACAAGUUUGAUAUAUGGACAUUAGUUGAUUCCAAAUCUUCACUUACCCACACUGUAAUGGUUCCUGCACACCAGCGCGAUGACGCGACACGCCACGCGCGAUUAUCCAAUAGGCGUAUAAUUUUUUGAGAAAAACGUACGCCCAUUGGAUAAACGCGCGUCGCGUAUCGCAAAUCGCGCUGGUCUGCCAGAGUCAUAAGGAACAUUUUAAAACGUUACACGUCAAGAAAUGUGAUAUAAAAAUAUACUGCUGUGAAAGAAACGGCAACGAAACUCACUUUCCAGCAAACGAACUUUUUUUCCUAUAUUCAAGAUAUUAUUGUUGCAGAAUAUAGAAAUAAUUCAAAAGCUUCGCCGAUUACCGUCAAAAGUUUUUGUAAAAGUGUGGGCGCAGUCAUUAAUAGUGCAAAGGACUGGAAAGGGUAUCGUUCAAUCCGAGCCAAGAAAGAAAAUGUUAUGUAAUAGAGUGUAGUAUUUUCAUUGCUCAUACCAAAGUGUUAUAUUAACGUUUUACACAUAUUUCAUUAAUAAAUAAAUAAUGUAAAUUAAAAAA